This is a messenger RNA of Sphaerulina musiva SO2202, 2034 nucleotides long. Its product is annotated as carbohydrate esterase family 5 protein. The coding region runs from base 13 to 915 and encodes 300 amino acids. Gene Ontology annotation, molecular function: hydrolase activity. Lineage: Eukaryota; Fungi; Ascomycota; Dothideomycetes; Mycosphaerellales; Mycosphaerellaceae. The record is from RefSeq and is a predicted model, not a curated record. The transcript has a single exon.
CACUCGCCCUCCAUGUCUCCCAUCAACAUCCUCCUCACUUGCACCACCCUCGCACUCCUCUCCCACGCACAGACCUUUCUCAACUACUCCGCCAUCAGCAACACUUCCACCUCGGCCUGUCCCGGCCCGGGAGGAGCACACAUCAUCGUCGCUCGCGCCUCCACCGAACCACUCGGGUACGGCGUCAUUGGUUUCGUCAAAGAUCGCGUCCUCGCUCUCAACCCGGCCUCCAAUGCCGAUUAUGUCGUCUACCCCGCCACUCUGACCGACUAUGUCAAUUCCGAAGCUGCAGGAGUCCUCGGUAUGAGAGCUCUCGUGGAAACCUUUUUGGCUCAAACAGAUUGUCAUAAUGCACCCAUUGUUUUGAUGGGAUAUUCGCAGGGCGCACAAGUCGUCAAUGAUUAUCUCUCGGGUCAAAAUCUCAAUGUCAUUCCCCAUAACUCCACCUUGGAAUCUCCUGCUCCCGCUUCCACCUUCGACCGCUUGGCUGCUGCUGUCACCAUGGGUGAUCCCUCCAUCAAUAUUACCAAUAAUCCGUUUCAUAUCGGCAAUUCCACGCAAUCGGGCUUAUUCCCUCGCCAGGACAAUUCCAGCGCCGUGCUCAACCAGUGGGAGGCGAAAUUGCAGAGUUAUUGCGAUCCCUUGGAUCCCUACUGUGCGAGUGCCGGCAAUUUUGACAACAUCUCGGUGCAUUUGGGCUAUGUCCAGGAAUAUGGGGAAGAUGCGGCCCAGUUUGUGGUGCAGAAGAUUCAAGAGUACUAUGGUGCAAAUGGCUCGAAUUCUACUGCUGGCUCGACCAAUUCUACUUCCGGGUCGACCACUCCGUAUACUGGUACAGCGGCGAGUACUCAUGUCGGGGGUACGAUUGCCAUGCUUCUCUUCGCUGUGGGAGCGGUGUCUCUGUUGGGCUUGUAACAAGAGAGUGGACUCGGAGUGGACUCGUGCACUGGUUCUGUCAUCAUCUCCUCUGAUUACUCAUAAACUAAACCUCUCGGUGCACCACAAACUUCCCUCUGCCUGCAAUAUGGAUGCGCGACAGAUAUCCCGGAUUGAUGAUGGGAUUAUGCAACUGCGCAAUGGUGCUCAUGCACGCCGCCGCCGGAUCUCCCGAGGCACUCAAACUGCCUUGCCAGUACUCAUUCCCCGGAAAGGCAUUGGCGUCCCACGCAUAACUCACCACCAAGAGUUUGCCCUCGUCACUUCCCGUCAGCUUGUCCGCGGGAUCACGGCCGUUGGUGAAUCGGAUACGGAUGCCUUUGCGGGAAGCCGCUUUCUCCACGUGCGCUCUCACGGUGGGUGCAAUAGCCGGCAUAUACGCGAAUUCGAUGGUGCUGAUUCUGUGUUGCGAGGGAAGCGUGUCAAUGGCAGCUGCAAAUGCUUGGAUGAAAAUGUCCUUUUGCGCUGCACUGUGCAUCCACACUCCCAAGCCGAGACCCACCACAUACACAUAUGCCGUCUGACCCGCCUCUCCGACGGGAUCCGCCUGCUGGACGCGAUCGUGGGCUUCAAGCAACAACAUCUCAGCCGGAAUCCUCAUCCGAGCCUCGAACAUGCGUCGAUCCAGUGUAUUUCCCGCAGCGAGCGACUCGUCCAUGGGUUCGACCCCAAAGAAAUCACAAAAGAUUUCCUGUAAAUGCGGAUGCAUCUGAUACGGAGAAGACUUCUUCUUCUUCUCCCCGGUUAACAUAAAAAUCGAAUCCAUCCUCUCUUUCCUCUCAAACCUCGCCCCUACCAAUCCCAUAAUAAUCCCUCUCCUCUCCCACUCUGCACCCGUCUCCAAUUUCCCCCCAUUCAACCUCCCACCACGAUUAAUAAAAUACGACGGUCCCGACACACCCAUCAACGACCCCAACAUCAUCUCAUCAUAACUCAAAUAUUCCCUCAAAUCCCUCAAAAACCGAUUCUUCUUCAUCCCCUCAUCCUUCCCAUUCCGAUCCCAUUCCUCCCUCGCCCCAUCAGAAAUCUUCCUCCCAUCCCUCAACACCGUAAAAUCCUUCUCUCCCAUAAACACCACAGCCCUUUUCUCCAAUAACC